Messenger RNA from Spirometra erinaceieuropaei, 27694 nucleotides. Lineage: Eukaryota; Metazoa; Platyhelminthes; Cestoda; Diphyllobothriidea; Diphyllobothriidae. The record is from the annotation of a GenBank genome assembly.
AUGUCGGACGAAGAGGAAGAAGGAGGCUCUUCUGGGGCUGGAAGGAUAUUCAUCAAUAAUUUGGAUUGCUAUUUGACAAAGAACAUUGCACUUGUAACUGCACAUUUCUCAGGUUUUUUAUCUGCGCUUUAAAGCACCUGGCCACAUGCAAGCCCGGUCAGGCACUUGACGAAGCGGAAGAAGAGCCGCAGGAUGAGGAAGAAGCUGGAGUAUUACAAGAACCAGAAGAGCCGACUGAAUUAAAACUUACAGGCUAUAAAAUAAUUGGAACGCUUAAAAAUCCGACGUCACAAAAGCCGGCUUUUGUAGAGGAUAUUUUAAAUGUUAGUCUAUUUUUUCCUAUAUUUUUCGUAUAGUGCGACAGCCGACGAGCGUUUUAUGAGCAUAUUAUUGAGUGUGACACCGUAAUAUACGACAUAACUUCUGACCCGAAGCAAAUUGAUGAAGUGCUGUGGGUGGCGUCGUCGCUUGAGGACGAUUUCGAACGCUUCACAAAGAAGAAAGUACUUAUACUUGUCACACACCUUUUGAGUUGGCUUCGCACAAAAUCAGUCGAUUCAGUAAGUCUUCAAAGUUAACUUGCACUUUUCUGCUUUUUUGUAGUCAAGCUUUUGACCAGUUCACAAUCCAUAGUUGUUAUAUUUAUUCAAACUAAUGUUCGUACCUUCGCAUGUCACUAGAUGACAGGGUCUGCUGUAAAAAGUAGAUGGAUUGCGACUCCCAAACUUUUUCGAGUCUUUGUUGCCCGCAUAUUACGUACCACUUCAUUGUGAGAUUAGAUGGAGCUUUUAUCUUUCUGAAGGCGAGUACUCAUCCUAUCUUCUCCGAGGAAGGUCAUCGAAAAAGGAAACCUCAUCCGCUAUACUCUCGCCACCUAGAUGCAGAGAAGGCCAUACUCCGCUCAGGAAAGAGGGUUUGGCGAAGUAUAAUUUUACGUUUUUUGAAUGUUACUAGCAUAGGUCGAGGUUUUCCACCUAUGUCUUCGGAUGUGGAAUUCCAUACGGAGCGGAAGAAGGAAUAUUUGCUCCUUUUUUCAAGGUGACCUUCCAACCUUUGUAAUCUCCAUAUUGCUUCUUUAUUAAACGAAUCUUCAUAAGACGUGUAAUUUCUUAAUAAUGGUUUUGGGCCUUUUGACAAAAUGUUUGCACAGGAAGCAUGGCUGAACAAAAAACAACUUGAAGUGUACGGGCCAGGUGACAACAUGAUUCCAACCAUUCACGUGAAAGAUUUAGCAGCGUACGUCCGACCAUCUUAAAUGCUGCCAUUUUUACCAGAUGAACAAUAUUUCUGCGCUUCUAUAACCGUUAGUUUUUGCAUUUAAGUCUCAUUCAAGCCGUACUGGAGGCACGCCCACGAACGCGCUACAUGAUAGCAAAAGAUUCAAGCCAGAAUACUCUUGGGGAAAUCAUUGCGGUACUUCAAAGUUAAUUUGUUUCGUUUGACUUUUUCCCAGAACAGUACUUUUUAAAUAAGGCUUCUGGUUUAAUUUCAGGCAAUAUCUGCCAGAUUCAGUACCGGUGACGUUCGAAGAAUGACAGCGCAGGAAGUUGAUAAUUUAUACAAAACCCCGGUACGCAUUUUUUAAAAAGUUUUAAAGUAGAAGUGCCUUUUUGAAAGCAAGCCAAAAGACUAAAAAUUUGCUUUAAAAACUUGGUGUCUUAUAAUAUGCCGUACUGUAUAGCAUGAUGCUUCUUUCAUUAAACAUGUUAUAAUGAAGAUUGAAACCUGAAUUGGCCUUGGACAAAGAAACGAAAUUACACUGAUUUUUUAAAAUCUAAAUCUACUUAUGUAAUUUUUCCGUAAACAUGCCAAAAAGAUCUCCUUAAUCAAUGCGUUUAUAAACAAUCUUGGAAUAUAUUUUCUUAAAUAUAGCAAAGUUGGUUAUCUUGGCAAACAUGCACCCAUUAUUUCCGAGCUUCUUGAAAUUACUGAAAAAAAUUAACGUAACAAAAGUUUGUUCCUGGGAUUUUGGCUAAAUAAUUUGUCUCACAUUCUUAUUUGUAAUUAUUUACAGAAGCUCCUGGUGAAAAAUCAAAUCUAUAAGCACGUGAUGCGACACUAAAAUGAGCUUGCUGUACCAGUUUUAAAUGACAUAUGACAGGUGAAAUCUUUUGUCAGUGCACCAAAUGACUGAUGAGGUAGAUUUCAGGCUGCCCUAUUCUUAAAAUCCGUUAUAUAUUGAGCCUCUCACCGUCUAGGCUUAAUUUCUUUCCAUGGCUUUGAUUAUAUCAAGUUAUGGACACCUUAUUAAUAAGUUUUUAAGGGAUUUCACCGGACUGUCUGUCGCUAUGCUUUACAUAGACAUUUACCCCAAAAAUUAUGAGAAGUAGUAGUCUAACACACAAUUUUCAAUUUAAUGUCAUCAUAAAUCACCACGAUUAUUAUUUCCUUCUUAAGCGCCACGAGAUCGACCAGCUGACAAUGGACGCUUCCCUCGAAGCAACAAUUCUGAAAGAGGAAUAUCAGAUACAGUGGAAAUCUGAGACUGGAAUGGUGGAAAACAUGCAAAUGUUGGCUCAGGAGUAUUUGAAGAGCCGAGACCUUAAGGUGUUAUUAAAGCCCUUCUACCCUAGUCAAAACGCUUUUCUUGUUUAAGGUAGUGUGUAUAACAGGCUUUUAAAUAUCAGUCACCAACUUCCUUUCAUAAAAUAAGCGGUCCAAGACCUAAUGCUCUUGUGCGAGUUCAACACUUUAUGGUUUGGUGACCUUUCUAAAGUAAGGAUAACUCGAUUUACUUAGAAUCUUCUAAAUUAAAAACUCGAAAUUUACUUUAGUUGCCGCUUAAUACCGAGUUAACCAUAACUUAACAACGACGAUCUGAAUAUCGUUUUCUAGUUUAUAUGGCAAAAUCCUCAAUAGCUAAGGUUGUUAUUGGUGUUAACCGCUUGGUCUCGCAUGGAAACUCCCAUUUUGAUACUUUUUUUCCACUUUUCUUAUUCACUAAAUUUUAAGCACUCCAAUCAAUUCUAAUUUUGAGAGACGCUUGCCGAUCUUGACGAACUCCCAUAGCAAUAUCUACUUUGCCACUCCCUGCCAGAGAUUUGUCCUUUUUAUCCAACUCCUUUCCGAGCCUUUAAGAGUAAGCGUUUGCUGAGCCUCCCUAAAGGCCACCUGGCGACCUAUCUCAGCGGACUCUGUAUAAUUUAGAGAAACAGAACGUAGAAUAACCCUAAUUGUAACUCGAAAUAUUGUAUCUACUGACGAUGUUUGUGUUCGGGCUCUUCAAAUAACAAAAGUGGUCGCUUAUUCAAUGACGAAAUCAGUGAGGGCACUUAGCCGUCAGCACUACCAAGCACCAGACGGAACCUCCAACUUGCUAAUCCCCUUAGACGUCCUUCUUAAUUUAACCAGUAUCAGAUUGCCCGCGAGUGCGUUGAUUUGGUGCAAUUUAGACAAUUUUCACGGCUCUUUUAGUCUCUGUUAACUGAGUUCUACAGUUAAUGACCGAUCUCAUGAAGCAACAAACAAAAUUCUGAAAUGCGUAUUCGUUUGGAAAGAAUAACUUAAGUGGGCUUGUCAUAUCUAAAUCAGUCAUAUUUUAAUGGAUGCUGCUCCACACCUUGAAGACUGCCUGUAGUAAGUUAUAAGGUUCUGGUAAAUGAGAAGAUGGAUUUUAUAUCUGCCAGUCUCUUAGGAAGAUUAUCAGAAUCAAAGAUACCAAUAAAAUUCUUUUAAACAGACUGUCUACUGCCUAAACUGAAACCUUUCUGUAAAUGAAAACAGUGGCAGAUGUGAGACUUCUAGAAUAAAAUACAACAUACCGUAAUUCAAAUACUUACUCGAAUUACCCGCCAUGCAUGGACUUUUUUAACUGUUUUCGUAUUGCCAAAGGUUUUUGAAGAAUUCAGUAAAAUCGUGAGAUCUAGCGCGCCAAAGACUCCUUAAAUUCAUCGUAAGAAGAAAACCUACAUGUCAUUUAACCGUUAUAGGCAUCAUAUAAGGACCUCAUUAGGUUCGCAAAAUUAAUGGAUGGGUGUUUGUCCGUGCAUUUUUGCACAAAUACCCGAUUUUCAGCAACAAAGAAUGUCAGAUGCACUGAUAAAAUUCGGUUCAGUGAAAUUCUUUUGCCCCAUCCUAUAUUAUAUUAUAUAUUAUAUAGGCAGAAUGGUAUUACCGACAAAGACAAGGGAGACUGGAAUGGCCAUUUCUGGCUUAUUAGCCGUCGUCAGCCAGCCAUACCCAAGCCCGAAGUGUGGGACAUCUGGGCCUCGAACUCGCGACCUGUUGGUUUAGAAGUCAACGCCUCUACUCAGCGGGCCACGAGCCCGUUGCCCUGUCGGUUUUCGAUCGGGAAUAUACAAUGUUAGUGGGCGCUCACCGAACGUUCAUACGGAACUCACUCGUUCCGUUGUGCCUUAAGGGCUCUCUCUCGAGCCCUACCAGCAGCCGCGCAGCGGCGCAUGAUAUAUAGGCAGAAUGGUAUUACCGACCAAGACAAGGGAGACUGAAAUGGCCAUUUCUGGCUUAUUAGCCGUCGUCAGCCAGCCAUACCCAAGCCCGAAGUGCGGAACACCCGGGUCUCGAACUCGCGACCUGUUGGUUUAGAAGUCAACGCCUCUACUCUGCCUAUAUAUCAUGCGCCGCUGCACGGCUGCUGGUUGGGCUCGAGAGAGAGCCCUUAAGGCACAACGGAACGAGUGAGUUCCGUAUGAACGUUCGGUGAGCGCCCCCUAACAUUAUAUAUUAUAUAUAUAUAUAAUGUGCAUAUUACAAAGAGGAAGCCCAGUUUGCCAUUAUGAUUUCCGGAAAGCAUGUUUGCCUUCUAUGCUUCUCGGUACUGAGCUCCGUCCUGUUAAUCUUCUUUUUAAAAAUCAUAACAUUUAUAAAUGUUGGUCAACAGCUUUCCUGUUUCGGAUGCGACUGCUCUAUUCACUACUUUCUCAGUCUGCAACAGCUGUUUGUCGUCCCUCCUUCCGAGUUCAAAAUAAGGGGGCACCGGAUAGGUCCCACAUGCCGACCUAGAAGAGCUCAUUUCGCGCAGAACCCGACACCCAUUAGGAUGAUCAGCACUUCGAUUCCGCUUUGCGACACCCCUUCUUUGAUUAUGUGAAUUACGUGUUUCCACUGUAUGACUCGAAAUAAAACGCCCAUUUCUGAGAAAGUUUAGUAAGGUUUGUCCUGACGAUCAGUUUUUUCCACUGAAUUUCCUAGCCACUCCGUAUUUGUGUCUUGGGAGCACCAUUCGUCGGUAAAACGACUCUGGCAAUGGAACUGGCUCGGCAUUACGGGCUUCACUACAUACAUAUCCAGGCAGUAAUAUUGGAAGUCUAUACCAGAUUGGUAAGUCUCAGCUCGACUUCCUUUAAGUCGGAAAUUUUUUAUUUCACCUUAAAACUUUGCCCCAAGAUUGAAUCUUUUUGGCAGGGCCAUAUUCUGUGAGUAUUUAGAAAUUACGAGGUCGACGGAUAGCUGCUUUUAUUAGUCCAUCCUAGAGCGAUAAUAUCCUUGUACUCAACGAAUAAGAAAGAAGAACACUCGAUUACCCGGGAUAUCCGGAAAUCAGUUCCCAAGACUUGAUAAGCUGAUGCGUUAUCGGUGGAACAGCCUAAAAUCUCCCCGGCCUUCGUUAGCUGCCGGCCCAUUUUUCAAUGUCCUCGGCAACGAAAGCAUGAUUUGGUGCUCGUAUUGUGAGCCUCUACUUUUUAUAUUCCCAACAGGUACUCAGGCAUUCGUCUGUCUACUUCCUUCCGGGUGGUCAAAUCAAAUUCAAGGUGAAUAGACAUGAGACCUGAAGGAAGAGGUUGCAUUUCUACACUUGGUUGGCAACACCGACAGUUGUAUGGCUUGAAUCAGUUAACGUCAGCCUGGUGAUUGCCAAGUCCGCGAAAACCCGUGAUUGGUUGUCCUCGAGGCUACAUAUGUGUAUAUUCGACCACAAGGGAGGCCUGGGACUCUAACCAGAACCCACUGUAGCAUAACCUCGAAGUAUCCCCCGUUUACCUCUUCUGGUUCAAGUUGCAGUGUCUCAAGCUGGAAUAUGACGUGCGUCUCUGGCGCAGACGCCACGCUUAGAAUCAUCUGACUACGUCUACCGAAUGCUCGGAAUAUGCGGGCAUGUGGCCUUUAAGGUGGCCAAUCACAGAUGAUCACCCAAUCAGCUCAACUAACUGGCCCUGACUGACACUAACAAGACAUCUAUUCACGCCCAUAUCAACCUAGCGAACAGCAGACUUUUACUGGUCCUUCUAUUUCUCAGCCAAAACAGGAUUUGAGCCGUAACUAGAGUGCUGCUCUGAGUACAUUCAUUGCUAGGAUGUCACAAAGUCAAACUCUACAAGUUACUCAAGGAAAGGGCAGAAAUGGGAUUUCGUAAAUAAACUAUAGUAUAUGCUAGUCUGUGGAUGGCUGUACGAAGUUCUUGUGAGUGCCCUUUUGGUGUUGGGCAAAAGAGUGGCCUUCCACGGGAACCCUAAACAUGAGGUGGUGUUCCUUCGAAAGAAGCAGGUUUUUUUAGCAGGGACUGCCCAUACGAUUGAUGGCCCGUUUUGAUUUUGGACCUGUGGAAGGUCCUCAGCUUGAAUUCGCAAAACUGGGGCGACCCGAAUUUAAAUCAGGGUCCAGUUAGUCAUUAAGUCCGUCUAUCUAACAGCUUGGUCAUGGACUCAUGCUCUUAUGACUGUGAUCCAGUAUAUUAAAAUGCCAAUGGUCCGGUUGAAUGAUUUACGUUUGUAGAGUCUAUGCAGUAAUCGUCCUCAGAGCCCCAUAAUGAUUACAGCCCGAUCCUGCCUUAGAGGAGAAGGAGAAAGAUGCAAGUGGGAGUCGUGCGUUCUGUGCAGAAACGGAGUGGUAGCCAGAAUCUCAACCCGAGGUGCCUAUACACUCGGGCGAUGCAGGCGUGAAUGCAGUCCACGCGGAAUCAGUCAGCGCCAGUUAGAUGUGUUGGUUGAAUGAUUACGGAGUCUGUGGGCGUCUCUGAUUGGCUAUCCACGCAUGUCCCGACCACUCAAGAGUCGUGGCAUAGGUACCAGACGCGGACGGCGUACACACACUUGAGGCGCUACAGGUUUCAUGCCUAGAGUCUCCACAAGCACACGAGUGUUCGGGAUCAAGGAAUAACAAUUCCUAGUCCAGAAAUAUUGGGGGUUAGCAUUUCUCAAUCACGAUUCGUUUGAACUGCACUGUCGUCUAGCUGGCCAAUUACCUUGGAGAUCUGACAACCAGUCUUGAUAUGCUUGUUUCAAGUCCAUCCUCAACAACAUCCGCAUGCCCCUUCCCUACUGUCCAGCCUACUUGCCGUCCCACCCAUCCUUGGCCUCUUGUCUUUCAUCAUUGUGUUAUGUUACUCGUUAAAUUAGUAACAUGAGGACGCUAUAGCUGUUCGUCUCUUUCCUCUCUCCCCCCCGCCCUCAGCGUAAACUUAUCAAGGCCGCGAAGAAGAGCAAGAAGGGAGCACGGGAGCGCACGAUGCCGACACUGGAGAGGACGCCGGCUCUCCUUCCGACUGCUACCUCUGUCGACGUUGCGGAUGAGCAUCUGGGCACCCCGGUGUUCAAUGCACCAGCUGAUACCACACACACGGUUUCAAAGAUCUCCGAACUACCCGAUGAGAGUGAGUUUACGCAUUUCCCCAUAUGGAUGUGAUAUUGGUACUUCAGUGUGCAGCUAGCUCCGCGUCAUCAGUAACUCUUUUCUCGUGGAAAAGUAGACUAUUCGAAUGCCGGAGGGAAGCACAUGAACAAACUCUGCAGUCGCGUUGUGGCACGCUAAUAUACACUAAUAUCAACAGAUGGGACCUUGUUGGUGGCUUAGAUUGCCUCCUUAAAUGCCUGUCUUUCGGGCCGUAGAUCAGCCCGUAGCGCUUUUUACGCAGGUGUAAAGUCAGUAUUCGAUGGCUGUUCUUAGAAAAAUUGAACAGGCAUUCGAAUGGCUUAGUCUCUUCCGUCAGUCAGUAGACUACGCUGGACCCCGAUAUUCAGGCUGCAAUCACCCGAUGACUUGCCUUUUUUUCCAGACCAAUCUGUUACUUGCACAGUUUAACAUGUCACAAGGUGCGUGCGCGUGGUCUUUGUGGGCCAUUUGCGCUUUUUGUCUGUGUAAUCAUAGUAGGUAGUGCAUCGGCAAUGCUCUCAGCAGCCUAUGAGUACCCCGCCUAUGCGCGCAGUAUACCGCAUUCUUAGUUGAUUCGCUAAUUAAUUUAUCCAGCAGCGGCCGCAAACGUCUCUUUGAUAUCCUUUAAGUUGGUCACGGCCACCUUGGUCAUCAAAUGCCCGUUUUCGCACAGAACGACCGUUGAGAUAUCUAAGAAUUCGUCCGGUGUUGGUUGCUUCUUGGCGGGAGACCAGCUUAAGAAGGCUAAUUUUCCCCCGUUUCGCCUUCCUUCGUGAACUGUACACCUUGGAAAGGCCGAGAAAGCACUGCAGAACACCCACCCAAAACAUCGCGUGGCCGACGUGACAAUUCUUUGAAAUCACUCGCAAAACAAUUACUACCUUCCAAAUUCAGUAGGCCAAUAAAAUGUAUAAAAUAUUAGGUGUGAAUGCCGGCAGUAGGCGAGAUCGUAUUGUGCAGGAAGCUCCGGAAAGAACUUUAGAAUAACAUGGCUGCUUCGCGGACGGUUAGUAGACUUUGAAAGAAAUCCAAUCCCGAGAACUGGUCGGUGAGUACGCCACCUGUAUUGCCUUUGGCCGUGAGGCGACUGUUCACAUAUCGGCAAAUUCAGUAUAAUUAUUAGCGUAUGAUCGACACUUCCAACGGCAUUGUCAGCAUAUUUACACUGAUCGGGUAACAGGAAAUUAUGCAUAAUCUCAGACGUUCAGUCAAAUCCAGUUUAUUCACACAAGAGACGCAUCACCGCCCAUUCCGUAGGGCGCAGCACCGGUGACUUGUGCGUAAGUUAGUUUAUGCGAAAGUUGACUGGCGCAGUGUCUACUACACACUCACCUCCCCCCACCCACCAGGCUCUCAUGGUAUGACAGUCAAGAUGGCCGAAUGUGGACAGAUGUCAUUUGGUUAUGUCCACUUGUCUAAGAAAAACUUUGGAGGGUUGCGAGAAAUCCUACAUCAAUACCGUGACUCUAAAACCCGCAGUCAUAAUGACGUGAACGGAACGCCACGUCCGUUAUUCCCGCGUGGCUUAGGGAACUCUGUCUGCGGACAUUAUGAAGGAAGCCGGAGGGCAUGAUGAAUAAACAAGAUCACAGUCACAAAAGUGACGAUUAUGGAUCCGAGACACUGCGUUUUCCGUUGGUGCCCCAUGUUUUGACGCUGAGAUGGACUAACAUAGCGACGAGUGAUCGGAAAUGGACAGUAAUAAUGAUUUUUAUGAUCCCCGAUCGCACCGCACAGGGGGAGCAGAAUACCUUUCACAAGGAAUACUGACUGAGAUUCACAUUGGGAGCCUGUGCGGCGCCUGAGCCUUGCCCCUCCCCCCGCAGCCAGUCGUCGAAGGGGAAAACGUCGAUCGACCUUCCACCGUCGCUCAACCGGGGAGCUGACUCACGAGCGGCACAGGCAUUCACCCAACAAGGGCCUUUGGGCUGAUCAAAAGCCAUAUGGUUAAACGGACACGCCUGCGACUACCUACUGAAUUCCCCGCACAUCCGCAAGUGAAUUGCGCACCAGCGGUACUCGUAGCUGUUAGUUGUCCAUGUCAGUCAAGCGCCGGGACCUUGUGGAUUCACCGAAGUCUAUCAUACUGCGCUCCUUCCGUAGAGAUAAUUAAUAUACUAUAGCGUUGUUUAUUUAGUUACUAGGCGAUGCCCCUGAUGGCCUUAUUGAAAACGAUGCAUAUAAUGUUACUAAAAUGUUGUCAGUAGUGUAUUUCUUAACGGAUAAACUUUCCACAGUGUGGAACCGCAAAGGUUACGGCAGGCGUCCUUUCCAUGCACAUUUAAGAUUAAUUCCGUCUUUUAUUCACGUGAUUCCACUAUUUCAGAACCGAGCACUCCGCCACCGUCUGAGGUCGUUCUGAUGAGCAGACUGACACAGGAGGUGACAGCACGCUACCCCUUCGAUCCGGAAAUCACCUGGGAGUCAGAUGCUCAGUUGGAGAUUCUUGCCAGUGACGCAGAGGAAGAACUCAAGGAGUUUAUCAGAGCGACAUCCCCCGAAUGUCGUGUAGACGAUGCCGUCGUAAUCAAGUGAGUCAGUUGACUGACCUUAUCUUGCGUUUUGCAGCCAGGGGAAACCAAACUUGUGAGAAAUUUGAAAACUAACUUUUGGCCUGAAUUGCUAUGGAGUCCAAGGCUUUUCAGACAAUGGCUUGUGCAGUAUUCAUUUUUGUCAACGUCCUGGUGGUGGCUAUUCUGUCAGUUCGCACAAAUUGACUUUCUUAUCGUCAGCCUGUUAAUUACAUCGUGCGCGAAGUUUUCAGUUUAUACACCUCUGAAUGGAGGCCAUUGGAGUGGAAAGCCAGUGAAAAUCCCUACAAAAUUUGUGUCAAUCCCUUUUCAAUGUAAUGAGUUCUCUCGAAGCCUCCCCUAGCCUCUAUGGCUGACUUGAAGGAGCUCCGAUAGGCUUCGUACUCUCGUGAAUCAAAAACCUGGUUAUCUGUCGUGUGGACCAGGGGGUGCGGGCUCAUCCGUGCUACCCACCUGCGUCCUCCACCACCUCGGGUCUCCUUGAGUCUGUCUUGACACCAGGCCCAGGUGGGGGAGGGAGAACGAGUGCGAUGGAUGCUGUGCAGGUCUAAUGUCACUCUUACCCAGGUUUUUGCACAUGUCAUCGUCCCUGCCCCCACCCUACCGCGGGGCACACGGUGGACAUCGUCUGAUGCGACGGUCGAACUGUCGGGUGGCCUUCUGAUAAGAUUUGGGACUUCGUUGUCAUAAUCGGGAAGCACGUCCUCUGCUGCGUCCUGCUACAACAAGUGAUGACUGGGUCGUGUGUGGCACGUGUAGACGCGUCAUAUGUCAGCCACUUCAACCAAUCCCAUUAGCAGUCGUUUGACAGACUCGCGCAACUAACCAGUACAUGGGAGUUGGAAAAGAGAGUGUGGUGGACAUCGGGGCGAUCCAUCCCCACGGCAAAAUCAGUGCACUGUGAUGGGUUCGACGGUGCAUCCAAAACGUCAGCCGAAUAAGACGCCUGUUCCAGCGAUCACCCCCCGUUUCUUACUGGCAUUACUGAUUAUAAUAAAUCAGAUUCGCUCCAACCUACCCCGAUUACCUAGGAGUCAUGACUUGGAAGGAUGCCAGCUGACAAGGCUAGAACAAGGAAUCAGGUUUCAGUGGCUCCUUCUCGGUGCGACCUUUAAGGCAGUCUUGCUCACGGGAGAUCCGAACUGCCAUUUCAGAAGUUUGGCGUAUGUAAUAGGAACCAGAUCGUGUGUGGCACGCGCAGAUAGACUGUUUAACUUCGCCAGCCAUCGUGCCUCAGCCUACUCCUAGUCGUCUGUACAGUAGGUGGGCUAAUUCCUGAAAUGUCAACCGAAACUCGUUUUCGUUUCUAAAAGAUUAAUUAAGUAGGGUUGUAAAACUGGUCAGCCUGCAACAUAAUUCUAUAAUAGUUCAGUUACCACAGGAUUCCGGCUUUCGAAUGAACUUCCUUUCGGCUAAAUGCACAAACUGCACUCUGUAAAAAGUGGCUACUUAAGUAGCAUGCAUUUUUCUCAUUGGUUUUUGAUGUCCCUAAAAACUGCAUUUUAUGGAAAGCAUGCGUACCAAUAUUCAAGAUUUUACUCCAAUCUUAUUACUCAGAGGAGGCGUUUAAUUUGGUCUUCAAAAACAUUUCUAAUUCCCGAAUAAUUUUAAACCCGCUCCACCGUUGCGCUUGGAUUAAUGGUUUCCAAGCUACAAACCGUAUAUUCUCCGCGUACGAAAACCACACCUUCCUCUACGGUAAUAAAGGGGGACCAUAUAGGGUUCAUAACAUUUAGCAGUGGAUUUGAUCCAUUUGUUAACUUUACAAGCCACAUUGGUAAAUGCAGAGACCUGACGAUUUAUGAAAGACCACUUCACGGUAUUUAAAAGUCCCAUGAUUAGAAGCUUUUUUAAAACCGAAUUAUACUCUUCUUUUGAGUAUGAAAUUGGAAGAGGACAUAAUUUUCUACCGAAUGAGUAAAGGAAUUGAUAUUUUUAUGCAUGGUUUCCAUGAAAUAUAAUGGAAUUUUCAAGGGCAUUGAAAAUCACUGAGAAAAAUGCAUGCUACAUAGUGUCGAUUUGUACACAGCCGGGUCGAAGUUCUUUCGAAAGCCGGCAUCUUGAGGUAACUGAAUUAUUGAAGAAUUAUACUGCAGACUGAUUAGUUUUACAACCCUAUUUAAUUAAUCUUUUCGAAACGAAAACGCAUUUGGGAAUUUCGGUUGACACUGCAGGAGUUAGCCCACCUACUGUGCAUUGUCUUUCUACUGGUGCAACGUAGAUGAGGGAGAUAGGAGGGUGGUAUAUUCUCAGCGUGUCUAACUGACCAUAGACUAAUUCACUCACACUUCGCCGUCGCCGAGUCGUGCACCACAACACUAACAGUGAGCCUGCUACAUCAUUUCAACAUCCACCCAACUGUUGAGCAAUCGUUCCCUGUUAGGCGGAAACAACGUCCACAAACCCUUUCCACAAAGGAUAUGUACUCAGGGCCAGACAACGUUCCGUCCGACGCCUGUGUUAAAAACAUUUUCCUCACAUCGGACACCGUUCCGACAUGCAGUUAUGGUGACGUUCUCUUCCACCUAGUUAUUUGCGAAAGAAGUUGCUUUCAAAGCCCUGUCAAAACCAAGGCUUCGUUCUUGACGGGUAUCCCAAAACGCUGGAACAGGCUCAACUUCUUUUUGGGCGUGAGUUCAAAUCUUUUUCAUUUUGAAAAGUCUAAGUAUCAACCGUAGAUGUCAGGAUUGUCAAGUUUCUUCCUUGGACUUCGAAAUCCGAAAUUUCUAUACAGUUAAAGGUGAAAGCCCGACACUUGGUUUUUCUGCGUGCUUGAAGUAGUUUAGCUUUUCAUAUAUGCAAUAAGAUAUUGCUCGCAGUAGUAGUAGUAGUAGUAGUAGUAGUAGUAGUAGUAGUAGUAGUAGUAGUAGUAGUAGUAGUAGUAGUAGUAGUAGUAGUAGUAGUAGUAGUAGUAGUAGUAGUAGUAGUAGUAGUAGUAGUAGUAGUAGUAGUAGUAGUAGUAGUAGUAUACAUGCAUGUGUGCUGGUUGUGGUGGACGGUGAUAGUACCCGUUUUGGUUAACAGCCGAUACAGACUAUCCGGAGGAUCCAAAAAAUCCCCAAUGGAACCCCCUAAUCACUCCAGAACAGGUUAUCUACCUACAAGCAAGCAAUGCCCUUGUAACGCAUCGCUUCCGGCAGAUGUUUCCACCGGAAUUCGGCAUGGAGGAACUGGAGGCACCCAAGCAGGGCCUGGCCUUUGACCCUAAGUCAGAGUUGGCGAGACGAAAGAGGCCCACCUCCGCUCAAAACGGUGAUAAGAAGACGGUGAACCGUAAUCUUAAGAAGCUGAAGAUUGACUGGGAACUGCCCGAAGAAGAACCCCACCACCGGCUGGUCCGUAGGCUGGAAGAGUACAGAGCCCGUAUGGCUCCGCAAGCAGCGGCAGAAAUUAUUGAGGCCCUUCUAGCGGAUGCAGAGCAUAGUAAGUCCGCUUCCAGCUCUGUUGACCCCGACAUAUGUGCCUACUAAUCUAAUUAUUUAUAUUCGUGAGAAGACAUUGCAUGUUUAAGCAGGUUUAAGACCUUGGGGGCGCACCCCGGCUUAUCAGUUAACUCGUAGCCGAGAGGCCAGCUCUUCGGGUGUGAUGAUUCUUCCAAAUAAUUACGAGGUACGUUGCCCGAUCCGAAGUCGAAUUAACAACGGGCCUGAGUGGACUACUGGGUGGCUGCAAGUCCACUCAAGCAUGCGGGUGACCUUCGUAGCCUCGGCGCGCGUUAAGGUCAUGGUACUCUGUCACCACUAGGUGACUGGCGUCUGGUGCUAACAAGACGCGAGCUGCAAGAAAGUGCGUCAUUGACGACUGUGCAGACUGCCUUACCUCUAGCCGUCGCGAGUGAAGACGUUCAUGCUGUGUCCCAGCCGCUUGUGCGUGAAUAAGCUUACGAUGCAGCAGGCCUGCACAGCAGCUACCACACACUCUCCCCUCUCACCUACCUUGCUCCGAUGGCAAGAUGGUGUCAGGACGGCCUCCGGUGAGCUCGGGUGCAGUAACCCACAAAGCGUCCCGGUUCCAUUAUAUUAUUCGGCUCGGAUCACCGUCCACGGGAAUGUCAUACAGGUCACACUAGGCAGGCAUUAUUGCAGUCUGGCUCUCCGUCCUGGGAAGGACCGAGUUUUCCAGGCAGUUAACAGCGUUCCAAGCCACGGUGUUUUGAACGUCGGAUUUAUCAUAGUGAGGGAUGCGCUGGUUUGUGGUAGGGAUGAAUUCUUCACUGUAGGCCUCGCUCUCUCUCUCUCUCUCUCCCCCUCUUCCCUCCAGCGGCGAUGGAAUUUAAUGCAGUGACUGACGCUACGUAAACGUCAACAUCUAGGACCUAGCAUGAACCGAGAAUUGAUUGAAGCCUGAGCCUCGGAUUAGAACUCAGUUAAUCGAUUUAUUGAUCAGGCGCCGACGUACACAGACCUGUGUAAUCGCCUCCAAUCAGGUGUCAUCGAUCGAUAACUGGCUUGCACGUUCUAUAAUGGUCGCUCUGACGAUGGACUCCUGCACGACUUCGAAUGCUCAGAAUAAGAAACAGGCUGUUCCGGUGUUCGACCAGCCUUCGUCGUCUUCUUCUUCUUCUUCUUUUUCGGUGGAAAUAAGCUUCCGAGCCACUUCAGCCCAACUUAAUUUCCAGAAAGCCUAACUCGGACAAGCCUUUUGCGCUAAAAAGAGGUAAGACAGAGUAAUGUCGACAUCGGAGAUGAACUCAUGUUCAUGGCAAACCAGCACAUUCAUCAACCAGAUGUGCUAGAACCUGUUACGACGCAUUAUCAUCCGCCUCUCAGAAAGUUUCCAACUGGUUGCGUAACUCAUUUGACACGCAACUGAUUGCUAAAGUAAAAUAAUUCUUUCUUAAUGUGACCUUUACGACACCUGUCGUCUCUGUUAAAUAAGAGACAGUAGUAGAUGAAGUUUGGAUCACAAGGACUGAGGGGACGAGGUCAUCUUUGGCGCAUCUAGACGAACUUUUUUGGCUUAACCUGCCAGUGUGCCCAAGCUCACGUCUGGUUGCGCUGACUCUGUCUUACCGCAGGAACGUGGGGGAGGGCGAGGGCGGGAGGGCAAGGAGUGUGCAGCAGAUGCUGUGCAAGUCUUCCAUCACAACAAAAUAAUUUGCUUUCCAGUAAACUUCCUGCGUCCAAAGGACGUCAUUGUUCGCGAUGGCGGUCGAAGUGAGGUGACAGGUGUCUCUCUUCUCAUGAGACAGUCACUUUCUGACCAUUCCCUUUACCUGGCAUCAUAUCAGGUCAUUUUGUGGAGGAACCUUGUUUGGUAAAAGGAAAAGGGAACUUCCUACCCUCGCAUGCAAAAAAUUGGGAUGGAUCUGGCCAGAACUGUUGAACUUCUAGGAUCACACAGUUGUGAACAGACGGCACAGUCUAGUAGUUCCUGAGCUGAGACUGUUAAAUCACUGAAAUCUCUUCCAAAUAGACAAAACUGCUUAUUUCGCUGCGGAGCUCCAAGAAAUACUGCCUAUCGUUGGAUUUGUUUUGGCCUGAACAAAAAACAGCGCUACAUCACGGAAUAGAGCGGACAGCUACGGCGUACUCAGUUGUCACCGAUCGGCCAUAUUUUGGCCAACCUCGAAUAUGAAGUCGAAGUGAUCUCCUUAAGAUGGGUUUGCUCUUUUACAAAUAUGCCCGAAACUAGAGUUAAAAAAGGCCAGUUAGCAACUCAGGCGUUAUAUUUUUCCUGUAUCUGCACAUUUGUUGUUCGAGGCGAGGCGGCCGCACGAAACAUGCCUGGCUUCUCGGAUACACCGACCAGCUCUCAAAUGCCCUCUGUAUCUUGAGAAGACGUCGUCGGUUGUGCACAAUGUUGAUGAUAUACUACUGAUUAAAAUCAACUGUUUUCCGUUAAUUGAACGAUAGAACCAAAGAAAAAAGCCACUGCGGAGGAUAACCCAGACGAAGCCCUUCUUCCACGGAGAUCCCUGGCUCCGGAAGUUCCAGACCCCUCAGAGAAAAACGUCCUCACUUACUUUGACCUUCGCGAGCUCCAUCCUCUUGUCAUAAACAUGGAUGCUGACAAAACUCAGGCAAGUCCCCCACUUGGUCUCAUUCAUGAACUCGCCCCCUCUAUUUCACAUGUCUCCUCCCUAACAAGUGUAAACUUCCGACUUCCCAAGUUGUCGGUUUUCUGAACGAAAGAUUAUUACGGAGAUAGCCUGAAGCCGCCAGUACCCGGCACAGAUUUAACACAAGCAUAAACAGCAGGCCGAUAGAAGCGAAUAAGCGAGUUCCAGGAAGCAGUUCAGAAGAAUAAGAUGGGAUCGCUGGAACAAGAAGCUUACAGGCCUGACGUUUCGGAUUCUCACUCCAACCCAUCAUCAGAGGCGGUUGCAAAUAAAGUAAGUAGAGGCACAGAGGGUGCAGUAUUUAUAGUACGUAUCUGCCGUAGGGCCACAUGCGAACUAUAAUUAACAGCCCUCGUAAUCACCACUGGGAGGUCGUAAUUAAGGCGAUGAUGGCUCGUCAGUCCGCAUGUCUUCCCGGUUAUAUGCACAAUCUGCACUUGUUAAAAAUGACAACAAAAUUGGCCUGAGUAUUUUCACCGACUUUAUGUGCUAUUAUAAACCCAGGCAUAUUUUGUUUAGAGCAUUUCCGACGCACUAUGUCAUCCUCAAACUUCUUGCUCGAAGUAACGUCAUCUUUCUGUUGCAAAACUGUUAUUCAUUUCCGGAUUAAUUUUGAGCCUGAACGGCUGUUACGGAAACGUUAAGGGUUUCCAAACUACAAGCUGUUCAGAAGAAGAAGAAGAAGAAGAAGAAGAAGAAGAAGAAGAGGAAGAUGCGAUCACUGAAACCAGAAGUUUAUUGGCCUGACGUCUCUCCCGGCGACCAAAUGACUACAAUAAUAAGGAGCACCCUCAUUCAUCUCUGGGAGUCUUAUUUGAUGCGAGGAUUGCUUGUUGGUCCAUACCUGAGUCGUUAAUGGUCGUGAUUUCAUCGCCGCCGUUGAUUCUUGCGGUGACGAUUACUCGGAAGUUGGGGCCUACUGUCACCGGAACUGUUGGUCGCCCGUACUCUCCCCGCGUGGUUAAUUAUUCUGCUCAGGCAACAUCUCAGCACAGAAUAUGGAGGCGGAAAAUCAUUACGCAUGUUAAUUCGAUACUGGUCGGAGGACCGUGACUCAACCAAGUCGCGGCUCACACAGAUGUCAUCUCUUGCGAGGAUUUCGGCCUCAUUAAACGUGAAGGUGUGGACGGGUCGCUUACAAUGAGUCGCGAUCUGGAAGCUAGCGUCAUUCCUCCUCACUGCUGCUGCUGCAGCAUGUUCAGCCAUUCGCGUCCGGAGUAAUCCAUCAGUUUCUCCGAAGUAGUUGCCUUGUUCGCAACUGCACCAGAUUCGGUAGAUGACUCUGGACGUUUCACGUAGUGGCAGUGGAUCUUUCGGCCUCAUUAUUUGAAGUUUUAUAGCUGGCUCCGGCCCGUGUGUAAGCCCAACAGCAAGUGGUAUGGGAAGCCGGCUGGCGGCUUCCAAGCCGUUCUUCGCGUACGGGAGCUCGCACUACAAUUUUGGACCGGUUUAAUUUUGUCUCUCAUCGCGUUUACACAUGCACCGGCUGACAGAGUUGCGCGGGUAACCGUUCGCCUUGGGUACCCCUCGAAGGUAUUUUAAUUCAGCAACCUUGUCUUCCGGUUCGACACAAUGCGUCUCCGCACGCCAAUACAGCGCACCUACGUAAAUGCGUGUGUGACUAAUUUGGUGGCUGCCGUUGUGCCCUCAGAACGGGCCACGCGUUAGAUGCGCUGGACUAACAAGGGGGCCACAUCGGACUCUGGCAGGCGUUAUCUGUGCGCAAUAACAAAUGCCAAAAUUUGCGGGGUGCGCUGGCGGACCCUGUUGUCGGCAUUCGUCGCACAACCGGAUCACUGUCUCCACCCCACUGUUUUGUGGUCAAAAUCCUGGUCAUUUGUGUGUGGACCAGGGGGUGAGGAGUGGAGCGCCAAGGCGAGGAUCCGUCCGAGCCAUCCACCUGCGGCCCCCCCGUCUCCGGUCUUCUUGUUUCUAUCUUGACACCGGGCCCAGGCGGGGGAGGAGGAGAGAGUGUAGGUAGAUGCAGCGCAAGUCUACUGGCACUAUAAACCCCUGCGUAAGUCACCGUCCCUGCACCCACAAUGCAGUCUGUGGGGCACACGGUGGUCAUCGUCGAAAUCGACGGACGAACUGUCGGCUGCCGUUAAAGCUCACUACCGGCAUCGUACUAGUCGCUUUCCUAAACACUUGAGUUUUUAGGCCACCACCAUCUUUGCAGUAGACGAUGAUAUCAAGGAGGGCUAGCUGGUCGUCGUCCUCCUCCUCCUCCAUCGUAGAUGUUCGGAGAUGCUCUUUGAAUGCCAUUACCUGCCCCUGUUCGAUGACGACGAAGUUUUCGUCUAUAUGCCAAGCCCAGAAUUCCGGUCUGUGGUGUCGGAAGACCAGCGACUCCAACCGCUGUAGGACUGCCUUGUCUAUGAGUCCCGAAAUCGGCGAACACAUUGGCGUUCCCUUCAACCGCUCGCAGACUGUUCUGUCCAAAGUAAUGUACGUCAUCAGACUGCCUUGGCUAUGAGUCCCGAAAUCGGAGAUUCUUACAUCGAGAUGGGAGGUGUGUCUUAAGACAGAACCUCAAGGGUUGUUGGAGGAUUUGGAUGUGCCCGAGGCGAUCCUCCGUCUUAUCGCAUUUGUUCUGUAGGAGUAAUUCAACGGUCUCGACUGGUAUGUCACACCAGUAGUCGCCUUCUGCAUACUUCACCACUUGGCCAGUCGAACCGUGAUGCCCUCGGAAACUGCUUACUGUGAUAGGCCUGUAGCAGCCCAGCAACUACAUCCUAUAAAUACUGCAGCACCUGGGCAAUCCACUACUCUUAUCUGACUCAAUCUCUGAUGAUGGAUUCGAGUGGGAAUCCGAAACGUCAGGCUAAUAAUGUUCUUAUUCUAACGAUCAUUUCUCCUUUUUCUCUUCCAGUGAAUAUUAAUUCAUUGAAAAUAAUGGCGACAGUGCGAAAUUGGAAAGUAUAGUGACAAAGGCGCCAUUGUUGCUGAGAGUGAGACCAUCACUAGGGAUGAUACGGGUCUAGGUAGACAUAGAGCAGGUUGGACAGCUCCGGGUUUCAUGGAGAGCCGAACUAUGUAUGUGGUGGCGGGGAGCACCAUUUGCGAACCCAUUUUCCGUCUCUUCUGUACCCAACUCUCUAACCGUGGUACACAAAUUUUGAGCCACAGACGUAGUAGGGUCACGCGCGGUGGUCCAAUCCUGGUACCACAACUUGUGGUACCGGAGAGGCGAAUGGCGAGGUCUUCCCACGAAUCUUAGUUAAACGGGUAACCAUACCUGCACCCCUACAACAGAUGCGGUGGUGGUGGAGGUGGCGGUGUUCGUUUGUUUCACUUAUCAGUCUCCUGAUUGGAAACUCGAGAGAGAGUUCGACCGUCGAUUUCGACGAUGUCCACUGUGUGCCCCACAGACUGCACCUUGGGAGCAGGGACGGUGACUUACGCAAGGGUUUAUAGUGCCAGUAGACUUGCGUAGCAUCUACCUACUCUCUCUUCUCCUCCCCUGCCUGGGCCCGGUGUCAAGACAGAGUCAAGAAGACCGGAGACGAGGGAGGCCGCAGGUGGAUGGCUCGGACGGUUCCUCACCUUAGCUUUCCACCACACCCCCUAGUCCACACAACAAUAACCAGGAUUUCAACCAACACAACAGAGAUUUGGGGGCUAGCACGGCCGAAGUCGCACCUGGGCGUGCCGCCAACGCCUGGCUCGGAUCCCACACUGUGGUGGGAAUGCCAUAAAGGCCACAUUAAAAAGGAGCCAUUGCAGCCUGACUCUCAGACCGCCUCCCGUUAAGGAGGAAGUCCAGGGUAUCCCGUCAGUUGGCAACCUUCCAAGCCACGGCUUUUAGCGCACCGUAAUAGCUUCAAGCGCGUCAGAUUGUUUAUAGUGAGGAGAAAGUGCGCUGAGUCGUCGACCUCACUCUCCCUUCCCAUUCCCACACACCAGCCGCUGUCCGAGCCGGUCAGCAGACUGGAGUGGGGAAUGGGCGCGGUGGCUGACAUGGUCGACUGACCAUGCCUGCGCGCGCCACAGCACGACCUGGCCCCCCAUACACACAAACACCAGGAUUUCACACAACGGGGGUAGAACGGCGUGUCUCCCACUUGCGUGAGAGGGCCGUGGAAGGUGCUGCUUCAGCCCGUCCCCAGCCCACCAGUCCGCCACUACACACAACACACACAUACAACGUGACGAACUGCGUGAACCGAGAGCAGGCCUCAAUCAGCAACCUUCCUAUCCACGACGCUUGACGUGUCGGCAUAGUCUCGGACACAAGUCACCCGUGCAGCCGAAGUCGCAUGGGGACCGAGUCGAGAUGCACACUUCCCAUUUGCGUGGUAGGCGGCAGUUGAGUGCAUGAGGUGUGUGAGGGUUGAUGUCUGGUGGGGUGAUGGUGUUAGGAGGUAGGGAGUGAGGGAAUAUGUGGUGUGACCGGCGGUUGUCUACCGCAGGUCGUCGUGGAUGCGCAUGUGGCCGAAUAGACCCAUGCGAUGCGUGAAGGUGCGAGGGCAGUGUGGGCAUUUUCUUGCGCGCGAAACCAGCAUUGUUCCAAGCCGCCUCUAACGUUAUGUUUUUUGCAAUUUAACCUUUUCCGUUGCAGCUUAUGAAGCCCAACGGCCCGCAAGUGGGGGCCUUCGAGAAGGCGGUAAAAUUCAUCGGCCCGCCAACGGCGACCGCGACAGAGUAUGUGCGCCGAGCUGAGGGCACCUUCGAGGAGAUUGCAAAGCAGGCUGAGGAAGCGGCCUCCGAAAAGGAGGCGGAUUACGAGAGGCGGUCGGAGGAGGCGAACAUCCUGCUGAACCAGGAAGAAGCCAUCUGGGUGCGUUAGUGUUGUCUACCCCUCCUCACCCCGGUUACAUGGGCUCUGGGGGUUUUAAAAUCACUUGAUAGGCGUCAUUCAUGUUUUAAUUCGUUUCGUCCAUGUGGUGCAUCAUCAGAUGAUUAUGAGUAGUCUCUUUGAGCCGGUGCUAAACGAAGUUACGGUGAGAACACCGUCGUCUAGUUCUUUCUUUUUUGUGAACAUGGGCAUAACAGCAAGCGCCUCAUCCGGAUUCACCACAGUCCCCCCCUGGAGGAGAAAGCCUCCAUAUAUAACGAAGCCCAACCGGGGAGCCUUUGGACUGACUAGCACAGCAACUGCUGCAUGAGAGAGAGGAUCCAUUUCUUCGACAAAUUUAACGCAGUCCUUAUGAUAGUGAAAUUUUACGCACGCCGAAACUCUCUCAAUUCAUUAAACCUCCUGGCUUGGAAGGUUGCCAAAUGACAGAGUAACUCGUUCCUUUCAAAACGGAGCGUCAGGCUGCAACUUCGCCUUAGUCUAACCUCUAUGACACUGCCACCCAGCUGGAAUCCGAGCUGCUCCUUGUUUUCGUGAAAACCUGAUUCAGCUUGUGUGGGCAAGAUCGUGUGGCCGACGUAGGUGAACUGUCUAGAUUUGCCACCUACUAUUUUUUUCGCCGAGACUCAGGUGAGUGAGUGAGUAAGGAGAGAGUGCGAGGGAUGCUGCGCAGGUAUGUCUCACUACAAACUUACUUAGGCGCAAAUUCCUAUUCUUCACCCAUCAUACUGUGAGGCACACUGUGGCAUCGUCUUUCUCGACGGUCGAAUUAACUUGACAUUGAUCUUCGUCUGCACUAAUAAAACAAGCGCAUGUGAACAAACACGUGACUGCAUUCUUCCUACAAGUUGUGCCCAGUGCAGAUGACAACCACUUUCUCCACGUGCAUUACUCACUUGCUGAAAUUCAUGUACAACUACCUGAAUUUUGAAUCGAUAAAUCCGUUCGCAAGCGUUGAAUUCCCUUAUAAAAAAAACCAUUUGGCCGCCUUUUAUGGAUAGUUUAUGUACUUACAUCGUUUAUGUACAAGCGAAAGCUUGAACUCUCAGAGAUGAGGAAACCAACCAGCACCAAAACCACGCUUCUUUGUAUCAGCUUUCCAGGGACAAAACGGGUCUUGUUUGUUGAACAUUAUACCCCUUUAGUAAUAUCUGCCACGAGUAUGUAAAUUCCUGUAACGAUUCAUAUAUGCUGACGAGAGUUCAUUAGACCAUUUCAGUGUGCUCUUGUCAGAGUUCCGGGCCUAAACCACUCGGUGAUUAUCUUUAGAGCUGUCGAUUUUAUCACUGGACCCGCCACGCGGGUGCCAUUUAACUGUAUUCCCCCGAGUCUAAAUGAAAAUACUCGCUACUUAUUAUAAUUGAGUACCAUUUAACGGUCGAAUGUUUUUGAUAUGAAGUGGUCGAAAUCAAGGCGAGGGUCGGCUUCGUUCUUAGCAUAUGCUCACAAAAUUUCUGCAUAAAUUGUCUUGACAACCAAACCGUAAUUUUUUCUUAUAUGUGCUCGCUCAGGCUGACUACUUAAAUCUGCUGAAGAACGAAAAUCAGGAGAGGUGGGAUACCAAGAACUUGCCGCGAAGGAAUUACCUCCUACAGUAUGUCCUUCCAAAAGUGACCGAAUCACUUGUCCUCUUUGCCGAGAAUCGCAGCCAGGAUCCCAUCGACUUCUUGGUGAGUGUAACAGCAGCUUUGUACAGUAUAUUAUACCCUCAAUCUGCUAUACUUUUUGAACGAUUGAUGUCUGUAAGAGAGAUUGUGCAGGCUUUGUGUGGAACUGGCAAUGACAGGUGACAGACACGAAGACACGCGAAGUUUGUCGAAAGAGCUUGAAGACCAAAAUAAACGUGUGCAGCAUAUAUUCUGUUGCUAACUAAAUAUGAGCAGAAGUAUUUCUGUUUUUAACCCAGCUUUAGUCUUAUUGAAAGCCAGAUCUCUCCCCGGUACGAACCCACGCUAGACCGGCUGCGAACGAGAUCAUUAAAAGUCACAUUGCAGCACCGCUGACCGACAUACUCUAAUUGUGAAAACGGGCACUUUCAGUUUAUUAACUGCCAGCAUACAAUCUUAGUCAGUGUAGAUAUUUGAUGACGGUGAAUAAGCCAGAAAUUUUCAUUCCAGUCUUACCCUUUUCUGUCAUGUGCCGCUUUACAAAUAAAUGAAUUGCUUGUCCGCUCGACUAGUCAUUUCGUUGCAGUAUCCGAAAGGACCAGAGUUUGAGUCUGAUUAUAAUUCGGCGUGAAGCGUCCCAAGCAAGUGUAAGCCUUCCAAAUCUGGUACGUAUGACGUAAAUGAUAAUGUUCUCAGGAGUCGUAAGUAUUAAGCAAAACCGGCUAGUGAAUGAUACUGAUGUUCAGAACGUAGAAUAACCUGACAGCAGAGCACGAUAGUGGAGCACGCCAGCGAAGCGGAAGUCAUCCAGUCGAGUUGUUUUCGUCACGUCAAAACAAGCAAUUCGAUAAAAGAAAACGGAACUAGAUUGUCAAAGGUGAAUUAGUCUGGUAUCUCGCCACACGUACGCCGCGCUAAGAAUCAUGUGAUUGGUGCUUAUUCAGCCUUGAGGCCAACCAAUCACUGGCGAACAUAAACUUAGUAAACUCAAAGAAAGAGCGUUAGAUCUCUCGGUAACAUUUCCCAGACUGAACCGCAGCCCGCCGGACAGUGGCUGUUUGGGGGAUUGAUGAAGGAUUAAUUCCAUUGUAUCUCACUCCCUCAUCGUCACAAAAGUUCAACUUUCCAAGACUAACCUAGAUGGUGGAUAAGGUCUCAUUGAAUGGAGGGCAAUACUCUCCAUGUACUAAUACCCUUAUGGCUUUCACCCCUUUACAUGUAACGGCCCGAAGACAUUACCGUGGCUAACUCCACAACCGCCUGUUUGUCAGAGCCGAAAGUCUCCCUCUAUCACAGCUAGCAGUUAUUGAAGGCCAUCCAUCUGUCAGCCGUGUACCCGUCGGGUGAUUCUCGGUUGGACGGGUCCCGUCUGCCGAGAGGAGUGGGUUUCGUCAUCCCUGUGCCCGUAUCCAGAGCGGCGGCAAAACGCAAAAUCUUGCAUUUCAUUUUUAUAUCUCGGAACUGCGUCAUCAAUUACUCUCCUUUGUUAUGGGGGACGGAAACGGGAUGGAGUUAGGACCCAAGGCGAAAAGGACACACCGCCAUAUGUAGCACAGCGGGUAAAGUUAACUGUGAAGUGCCCGCGUGAAAUCAGCCAGCCAAUCAGCGUGCGAUGCGCUAUCGAGCAGGCACGAUGUCAUUGUUCGCGCCGGCUGCCCAAUCGAUGGCAAGAAACAGCAACACCAAGCCCAGUAAAACAGACGUCAGCAUGUCCUAUAGCAGUUAUGAGUAGAAAAAAGGCAAGUUUUAGCACGCUAGGUGACCAUGUUACUCAGGUUGGCAGAAUAAGUAGGCUUCUCCCGGAAUUCGAAUUCAUCUUUUUUCAUCCACCCGUCGGGACAUAAGAACAUGUUUUUUUCCGGACUCCGAGGAGCGUUCCUGUGUUCUAAGCAACUGCCUGUCGGGCUUAUUACGUAAUCGCUUCGGUGAAAACUUAUAUGGGAAGGAUGCUUUGUUGAUGACACACCCUAAGGGCUGUUUUCGAUGUUGCAAAGGCGAGUUUUCUUACGUCAAUUUACCAGCGUAAGUGCUUGCUGGGCAUUUCAUGACUUAUUUUUGGAUAUUUCCGACAAAGAAACCAAAGCCUUAAAUUCUGAAGCGUUUAGAAUGCAGGCCUCCUGCGUCCUGUUAAUCGGGCAGCCCGAGUUCAGAUGAGCCAGAUAAAAGCCCUGCCAAUAAUCUCCACAUGAUAAACGAUCAGAUGUUGUAUCAAAAGAAGCGGCUAAUUGUCGAAAUUUCCUCCCCAAAGGGAGUAUGUCCUUGCAAAAUGGGGUAUUUCAAUCUCAAAUACGUUUGGCUGUGAUCGUGUCUGACGAAGCCAGUCACAAUGGUAUCGUGGAUACUGUCUCUUCAGGAGUAAGAAUCAUCGACAACAUCUAGCGGCGAUGCCCAAAUGUCGUAGGUCUUGGGGCCGCCUCCACGUCUUGGCAAGCAGUGUUGAGCUAGAUUUCGAGGUGAUCUCAUCCCUCAGACAGCGCCGCCGCAGCGUGAAUAACCUAUUUCAGACUUCUCGGAUGACCGGAGAUACGUUUGUACCGUUGAAGAGAAUUACCGGUCAUUUCUGCCUUACGAGUCGUUAUCAGUCAGCAAAACCCGACCCCAGGUUUUGCAACCCCUUAGGCUCGGUCCCGCCAACUGUUGGUCAGAAGUUCAAAACCCUAACCACGGAUCCUUUGUCCUGUCAAUUGCGAUCGGGUAUAUACAGUUGCACAAAGUGGGACGAGUGUGUUUCGUAUCGCGAUCGGUGAGCGCCCCUCUACCGUUUUCGAAACAAAUGCGGGGCGCCCAUGAAACUACAGAUUAUAUCCCCGAAGCCAAAACUCAACGACCAGGUCCCCUUGCUCAACAAUCCACUCAGUGACACGUCGUUCUUACGGACUCCUGUGUACUUCCGACCACAAAAGACCUAAUGUGAGUUUCGUGGUUCAACUGAUAGGCACUUGAUGUGAAUGCGCAGUGGCCAAUCAGUUCGAGUCCAAAUCUUCCCCAAGGGGGGCUGGAGAAUGGCUGACUGGUGAGGGUAGGAAACGACGAUUCGAGUCUCUCUAGUUCUUGUUAAACCGUAUGACAACACACUACUUUAUCAACGUUUUCUAUGCUUGAAGCUCGCACUUGUUAGUAUGCUUGUCAGUCGAGGCUCGACAACCCACCGCAUAAAGAUUUUAUCUCUUGUCAAUCAAUAUCAACUUUCACUCUAGUCAUGCCUCCGGCCUGAAAGUACAAUAAAGGUUUUUAGCCACAUUUUCACUGGCUUGGUGAUGGGUCGACAACUCGAGACUUCUUAAAUCAGAUAUCAGGGAAGACGGGGUUAGUGGACAAUAUCCACUGAAGCGAGGAAAUGUACACGUGGGUCAGUAGGCAAUGACAAAAAAUCCUCCACCGGCUCGGGCGCAAAAUUUGUGUCAGCGUCUAGGCUUUGAUCGGUCGCGAUCGAUCGAUAAGAACGUAAUAUCGAUCCGCACUGCGCUAUCGACAAUCCAAAAGAUGAAUAACACGCGAACUAAAGACGGCCUGAGUGAGCGGUCCUGCCGACGACCACGGGAGCAGACCGUCACAGGCUCUUCGGACUGCCUUCAGAGAACUAUGCGGUGACUCUAGGACACAGAGACGGUCUGCGAUAAUUAUUUAAAUCAAACGCAUAAAGGCCGGCCAUAUAUAGAUAUAUCCCGUUCAUCCUCCCCAAAAGAAGACGAAGAAGAAAAAGAGGCGAUGCCAUGGACCACACUGUAUUGGUGCUGACGUUUCGGAAUCUUCCUCGAUUCCAUCAUCAGAGUAGUGGUAGGGUGUUUGUUCCUGCUAGCUCAGAGUUGUUCUGUCUCGUCGCCUGCCUCGUGUUAUAGGCAUGCCUGAUACACGAACUCUGACCUGCUUGCUGGCGGGCGAUUGGCUUAGGUCUCUCCGUGGCCGACCGCUGGGGCGCUGGUGUGACCUCUGCCCCCUGCCCGGUCGCUGUAUUCGCUGCUAGGUCCGUGUGCCCUUGGGCCAUCCCCCCAUAAUUUGACGGGCCGAUCGGCUGCCGUUGCAUGUGGGAAUCGUGGUCGUCUGUUUGGGCGCGUCGGUGGGUCGAUGUCUCGCGUCGGUCGUCUGACAGCCGGCUGGCUCUCUCCCCCUGCUGGGAUUGGGGUGGCCCAUAAACCGGAAUCCACCAUCAGGCAGCAGAUAAUGAGGCCGAAUGACCAGCUACCUGCAACGGAACAAUCAGCAGUGGUCUACAGCAUACCUUGCCAAGAUUGCAGUGCAAGGCAUUUUGGUGAGACGGGCAAACGCCUCUGCACAAGAUUGCACGAGCACCAGCUUGCAGUCAACCGCGAGGAUAAGCUGUCACUGGUAUAUGGCCACAUACAACAGGAGAAGCACAGUUUCGCCUUUGGGGAGGCAAGCGUCAUCGGCUGAGCCAGCGACAAGAUGGCCAGACUGGUUCUCGAAAGUUGGUCCUCAGUUGACACAAUCGACAGAGCCAUUGAUCUUUAUCCGGCCUACCAGGCGCUUCAUACGAGGCUCCAGUCAGUUCGGACGUGGCCGACAACACUGGCGAACAAAUCGCGGCUCUCUCAUCAGUUGUCACCUUCCAAGCAGGGGGGGAGAGCCAGCCGGCUGUCAGACGACCGACGCGAGACAUCGACCCACCGACGCGCCCAAACAGACGACCACGAUUCCCACAUGCAACGGCAGCCGAUCGGCCCGUCAAAUUAUGGGGGGAUGGCCCAAGGUCACACGGACCUAGCAGCGAAUACAGCGACCGGGCAGGGGGCAGAGGUCACACCAGCGCCCCAGCGGUCGGCCACGGAGAGACCUAAGCCAAUCGCCCGCCAGCAAGCAGGUCAGAGUUCGUGUAUCAGGCAUGCCUAUAACACGAGGCAGGCGACGAGACAGAACAACUCUGAGCUAGCAGGAACAAACACCCUACCACUACUCUGAUGAUGGAAUCGAGGAAGAUUCCGAAACGUCAGCACAAAUACAGUGUGGUCCAUGGCAUCGCCUCUUUUUCUUCUUCGUCUUCUUUUGGGGAUGAUGAACGGGAUAAUCUAUCUGGACCUCGAAUCUUCGCUCAUGUUGAUAUAUGUAUAUAUAUACCGAUAAGGUGUGUGCGCAAGUUAUUACCUAUUCCUUUCUGUUUUAGGCUGAAUACCUGCUCCGCAAUUCUAAGUAG